This is a messenger RNA of Larimichthys crocea (large yellow croaker), 1111 nucleotides long. Its product is annotated as E3 ubiquitin/ISG15 ligase TRIM25. Gene Ontology annotation, molecular function: zinc ion binding. Lineage: Eukaryota; Metazoa; Chordata; Actinopteri; Sciaenidae. The record is from RefSeq and is a predicted model, not a curated record.
UCUUCUUCCUGCUCUCAAACACAGCCAGCUCCUCUCUGCUCAGGUGUUUCCUUGUUCCCUCCCCCUCAGAUCUACAGUUUGAAGAUGGGUGGAACCAACAUGUGCUGACGUGUCAGCUGACAGGCCGCAUGUUGUUGAGAUCAAAGUUCAAACUAGUUUCAGCUAUGAGGAAGUCAAACUCAGACAGUCGUCGACGCGGAGAGGAGAAAUGGCGCAGCAAGGAAAUAAACUGGACUGGGAAACCUUCUCUUGUCCGAUCUGUCUGGAUCUACUGAAGGAUCCGGUGACUAUUCCCUGUGGACACAGCUACUGCAUGAACUGUAUCAAAAUCCACUGGGAUGGAGAGGAUGAGAAGAGAAUCCACAGCUGCUCUCAGUGUAGGCAGACCUUCACACCGAGGCCUGUCCUCGAAAAAAACACCAUGUUAGCAGCUUUAGUGGAGGAACUGAAGAAGACUGGACUCCAAGCUGCUCCUGCUGAUCACUGCUAUGCUGGACCUGAAGAUGUGGCCUGUGAUGUCUGCACUGGGAGAAAACUGAAAGCUCUGAAGUCCUGUCUGCCUGUCUGAUUUCCUAUUGUGAGAAAACACCUCCAGCUUCAUUUGAACCCCGCCUUUGAGAAACAGCUGGUGGAGCCCUCCAAGAAGCUCCAGGAGAACAUCUGCUCUCGUCAUGAUGAGGUGAUGAAGAUAUUUUGUCGCACUGAUCAGCAGUGUAUCUGUUAUCUCUGCUCUAUGGAUGAACAUAAAGGCCACGACACAGUCUCAGCUGCAGCAGAAAGGACUGAGAGGCAGAGAGAGCUCGAGGUGAGUCGACUAACCAGCAGAGAAUCCAGCAGAGAGAAAGAUGUGAAGGAGCUCCAACAGGAGGUGGAGGCUAUCAAUGGCUCUGCUGAAAGAGUGGAGGACAGUGAGAAGAUCUUCACUGAGCUGAUCCGUCUCAUGGAGAAAAGAAGGUCUGAUGUGAAGCAGCAGGUCAGAUCCCAGCAGGAAACUGAAGUGAGUCGAGUCAAAGAUCUUCAGGAGAAGCUGGAGCAGGAGAUCACUGAGCUGAAGAGGAAAGACGCUGAGCUGGAGAAGCUCUCACACACAGAGGACCACAACCAGUUUCUA